GUCUCUAUCGAACGUACCCAUCGAAUUCUCCACGGAUCCAGGACAGAUCUCUCAUCUUUCGACGGGGCUUGGUCACAUCUGACCAUGUCAGCUGUUGACUCAGACCGAGCAGCGAGCCGUGUCGAAGCGCCCGUGUACGCCCCGGUGCAAGCAGGACCAGUCGCGCUUCCCCCUCUGGCGCCGCCGCCGCUGCCGAGAAAGGAGCACUACGCGGCGUGCUACUGCGAAGAGAAUGCCUACAUCCUCGCGACGCACCUCGCCGACACGUGCACGAGGCUCAACGACGCAGCGGCGACCGUCGCCUUGCCGGUGCCCGCGCCCGCGUCCGCGUCCGCGGCCACGGCCACGGCCAGCGAUGGCUCCCACCAGUGGGUGUCGCGCCAGGUAUGGGAUGUCGAUGUCGUCAUUGUCAGCAAUGGCAGCCGCACCGUGGCGCUCUGGCAGCAGCGCGCCUCGCGCGAUCCGUCUACACUCGUCAUUUGGGACUACCACGUCUUUGUCCUCGUCAGCUGCUCGCUCGUCCAGAGUAGGGUUCCAGCAGGGGCCCGCUCCUCGUCGUCGUCGUCGCAAUCGUUGCGCAAGGGUCAGGAUGAGGGAGCAAAUCUGCUCGCAACGCCGGCGAGGCCUGGCCUGCUGAAGCGCCUCUCGAGCUCGUCGCUGCGGGGAGUCACCCAAAGAUCGAGCAGCAGCAGUAGUAGUGGCGGCGCUGGCAGCAGCAGUGUCAAUGGCCGCUCGAGCCCGUCUCGCCCGUCUUUUAGCGGUACAGCGGCCGCCCCGCUGCAACAACAACAGCAGCAGGCGACGACGGCAGCGGCGAUGACAAAGAAGGACAAGGACAACAUGGUCGUGACACACCUGCAAUCGUGGGUCUACGACGUCGACUCCAUCCUCGGUCCAGGCCCGGUGUCGUUUCAGACGUAUGCCACAGAGACGUUUCGAGACCCUCAGCAGACACCUACCCCCUAUCGCGCCCGCUUCCGUGUUGUAGCGGCCAACGACUACCUGGCGUACUUUUCCAGCGAUCGGAGGCACAUGAUGCUGGCCACGCGCACGUUCUCGGCCUCGUCGCUUCGACCGAGCGCAAGCCUGUCUCGCAAGCACAAGACCACCUCUACCGACCCGAAGGACAGCCAAACCGAGCGCGUAGACAAGACAAGUCCAGCAAAAGAGAAGGGGGAGGAGGAGAAAGAGGAGGAGGGGGGGAGGGGGGGACUGAAGAUCCGCUGGGCAGCAGAGCCGCCCGAAUGGCCGCCAAUCUGCGGACCGCUGGCCAGGGUGGGGCGAUCGAACCUGAUGAGCCACUACGUCGACAUGAAGGUCCGUUUCAAGAGCCGGUAUGGCCUCGUCUUGACGGACCGCCAGUUUUUGCAGGCGGCGUGGAAGAGGGUCAGGCCGGGUGCGACUCUCGAGGGCGUUGGCGAGCUCGAGCUGAGCGUGAGGAGCCUCCAGGACAUGGAGGCGCUGCAGCUGGGCCUAGAUCAGGAUGAAGGGGAAGAAGAAGAGCAGGAGGAGGAGGGAGUGGGCGAGGGAGAGGAAGAACGACGUAGAGGAGGAAGAGGCGAGGAUUUGGCGCAGACCGUGGACCUAGAGGAAGGGUACGAGGACGAGAUCCAACAGGGCUACGUGGAAGAGCCAUCGCCCGGCGUCGUCGUCGGCGACGUUUCGCGACAAAGCUUCGAGCACUACCUGCCUCAGGCCACUGGUCCACCUCUUCGACCGCCACCACCGCCACCUCCAGGAUCUGUAUCCAGCACCACACCAGCGUCGAGGCGAGGAGGCAGGGUGAAGGACCCCCUCUUCCCAGCCUAUCUCGCCGCAUCGCUCCAACACAGGGCCGCGCGCUCACGAGGAAGCUACUUGGGCGUCGAAGACUUCCUAGACACAGACAGUAGAGGCGUUGCAUGA
Molecule: messenger RNA, 1905 nt
Organism: Acaromyces ingoldii
Lineage: Eukaryota; Fungi; Basidiomycota; Exobasidiomycetes; Exobasidiales; Cryptobasidiaceae
Exons: 1
Coding region: 85-1905 (606 amino acids)
Cellular component (GO): cytosol; nucleus
Molecular function (GO): protein-N-terminal glutamine amidohydrolase activity; protein-N-terminal asparagine amidohydrolase activity
Source: RefSeq, a predicted model, not a curated record